Molecule: messenger RNA, 1918 nt
Organism: Maniola jurtina (meadow brown)
Lineage: Eukaryota; Metazoa; Arthropoda; Insecta; Lepidoptera; Nymphalidae
Gene: Irbp
Product: X-ray repair cross-complementing protein 6
Exons: 1
Coding region: 87-1880 (597 amino acids)
Biological process (GO): telomere maintenance; cellular response to gamma radiation; cellular response to X-ray
Cellular component (GO): nucleus; Ku70:Ku80 complex
Molecular function (GO): damaged DNA binding; double-stranded DNA binding; telomeric repeat DNA binding
Source: RefSeq, a predicted model, not a curated record
AGAAAGUCAGAAACCCGAAAACAAAAUUUUCUGGAGUAGAAAAUGAAGUAAAAAUACAUUGUAAUACUAUCAAAUCUACAUAAAUAAUGGAUUCCGACGACGAAAAUGAUUAUCAACCGUCCUGGAGAGGAGUGCCGGGUAUAGUGAUUCUAAUUAAUGUAUUUGAAAACUCUAAACACAACAUCUUUGAGAUUGCUCAAAUUGCAACAUGUCGUUUGUUAAAACAACACAUGAGAUCAUCGAGUUCACACCACAUUGCAGUAUGCUUGUAUGGGUCUGAAGAGUCUUCUACCUCUAAGUUUGAUGUAAAACCUGUUACGGAAAUAAUCCCCUUGUCUGUGCCGACCUUAGAGGAUUUUAAGAAAUUUAAAAAUAUGACCAAAACUUCUUUUACCGAGGCUAAAGAGUUCAAGUUGUCAGAUGUCUUGUGGCAUUCUAGUAAAAUGUUUCUUAAUUGUAAGAAACAAUUGUCAUCUCGGAGUGUAAUAAUGCUUACUCGAUUUGAUAUUGCACCUGUUGUACUGGAUCAGAAACCGACACUUAACAGAGCCAGUGAUCUUAUUGAUUCCAACAUAGAUAUAAGAGUAAUAAAUAUAUCCGAUCAACAGUAUGUAAUUGAUACAUUCUAUGAGAAGUUUUUGAAAAUAGCCAAUAGGGGAAUGGAUUAUGUUGUGCCAAAGCCAAUAUCAAGUCCAAUCGAGAUUGAAAAACUCAUGCAUCAAGAAUCACAUCGACAUUCAGCUGUUGCAAAACUAAAUUUCGAAAUUUGUAAGGAUUUUAAUAUUGGAGUUGGUAUUUAUAACUUACUCAAAAGACCCGGUCAAAACAACAAAAAAAAUGUUUAUUUAGAUAGAGAAAGUAAUGCGGUUGUUACUAGUGUGACAAAAACAGUAAAAGUUAGCAUUGAUGCCACUGAAAUUGAUGAAGACAAUAGUCAACCCAAAGAAGUGCCAUUGAUUAAGUCAGAAUUACUGUAUUACCAAGAGUUUGGAGGUGAGAGGAUAGAAUUCACAGAUAAAGAAAUGAAGACUAUCAAGAAUCCUUUUGGCCCUCCCAUGAUGAAACUCCUCGGUUUCAAACCUGCUAGAAUUAUUUGCAAGGAAAAGUGGUAUUUAAAAAUGGGACACUUCUUGUUUCCUAAUGAAAAAACCAUAGAAGGAUCAACUGUUGCAUGCAAGGCAUUGCAUAAAGCCUGUGCAGACAUGGAAAUGGUUGCUAUUUGUAUUCUAUGCACAAGAGUGAAUGCUAAACCGGUUGUUGUUGCACUGUCUCCUUGUGUAAGGCCAUUAAAUUUAGAUGUGGAUGUUGGUUUUGAUAUCAUCCACAUUCCCUUUGUUGAAAGUGUCAGAGAUGUCAACAUUAAUGAAGAUGAAGAUAAUGUAGAAUCUUCAGUUGUAUGUAUAGAACAAGCACAUAAAUCACUGAUGAAAGAUAUACUGAAUGAAUUGACAGUAGAGUAUAAACCAGAUAUGUUUGAGGAUCCUAAGUUACAGUCCAAAUACAGAGCCUUAGAAGCAAUUGCUUUAGAUGAGGAAGAUAAUGAUCCAUUUGUUGAUACAACAAUACCCAACCCGGAGAGGUUCGAGAAUAUUAGAGAUGAUUUGUUUGAAGAGUUAUUUGGCCCAUUUGGUGAUAUGUCUCUGAAGAGAACUGCAGAAAAACAGGCAUCAAAUGGUGGAAAGAAACAAAAAGUAGAGGAUAUAGAUGAAGAUCUUUUGGACCUCCGACUGAAGAGUAAAAAACUAAAUGAUUAUUCAGUUGCACAAUUGAGGCAAAUAUUGAGAUUCAAGCAAAUUAAAGGCCUCACUGGUUUAACUGGGCUUAAAAAGAGGGAACUUGUUAAUUUAGUCUAUGAGCAUUGCGUUUCACAAGAUAAAUAAGUUAUAUUUUAUGAACCAAUAAAAUUUAUAAGGUUUGA